Molecule: messenger RNA, 681 nt
Organism: Colletotrichum chrysophilum
Lineage: Eukaryota; Fungi; Ascomycota; Sordariomycetes; Glomerellales; Glomerellaceae
Gene: RCF1
Product: Respiratory supercomplex factor 1, mitochondrial
Exons: 3
Coding region: 1-681 (226 amino acids)
Biological process (GO): mitochondrial respirasome assembly
Cellular component (GO): mitochondrion
Source: RefSeq, a predicted model, not a curated record
AUGCCCGGCGACGACAGACUUCCAGUCAUGGACAGGCAGAUGCCCUCGUCCUUUGACGAGAACAAUGACUUCUACGAUGAGCGCAUCAUGCACAAGGUCUUCCGCAAGCUGAAGGAAGAGCCCCUCAUUCCUCUCGGUUGCGGUCUGACCGUCUACGCCUUCUACGCCGCCUGGCGCGCAACCCGCCGCGGCGAUGCCGUCCAAGCCAACAAGAUGUUCCGCGCCCGUGUCGCCGCCCAAGGCUUCACCGUUCUCGCCAUGAUUGCCGGCAGCAUGUACUACAACAAGGACCGCGAGCGCACCGCCGAGCUGCGCAAGAUCAAGGAGGCCAAGGACGCCGAGGAGAAGAGGCAGCGCUGGAUCCGCGAGCUCGAGGCCCGCGACGAGGAGGAGAAGGCCCUCAAGAGCCUGAUGCAGCAGCGCCGCGCCAAGGCGGAGGCGAGGAGUGCCGGCGGUGCUGCUGCGGAAGAGACGGAAAAGAAGGCGAGCGGCGGCGGUGUUUUGGGUGCGAUUGGCCUGUCGGGCUGGAGCAAGCCUGCCGAGGGUGCGGCGCCGGAGGCACCGGCCACGGCCGAGGGGCAGAAGGACAAGAAGGAGAACCCCAAGAGCUCACUUGGUGUUAUUGGCGAGCUCUACGGACGGAAGCCGUCGGAUGGAUCGUCGGAUGAGCCCAAGAAAUGA